Triplophysa rosa is the source of this 3607-nucleotide messenger RNA. It is a transcript of the gene ppp6r3, whose product is annotated as protein phosphatase 6, regulatory subunit 3. Gene Ontology annotation, cellular component: nucleus; cytosol. The record is from RefSeq and is a predicted model, not a curated record. Lineage: Eukaryota; Metazoa; Chordata; Actinopteri; Cypriniformes; Nemacheilidae. The transcript has 26 exons. Gene Ontology annotation, molecular function: protein phosphatase binding; protein phosphatase regulator activity. The coding region runs from base 386 to 3145 and encodes 919 amino acids.
GUUGAUAACGCCGCCAUCUUGAAAAGUGAACUCUGAUGGUCUCUUUUUUCGCGCCUGUCACAUUUUGUUAUAUACACCUUAUUUUCACCAGAACCAACGUACCUCGCAUCGUUUUUUCUUUUUCAUUCCGGUGACCGUUUUAGUCAAAAUUUCUCCAGUCUUCAUGCCGGACUUUGGCAAUAUUCCGCUGUCUUAAUCGGUGUGUGUUAAGUGUUUUGCUGUGGCAGAGGGCAUUUCUUUAUGCAUGUGGUCUGUACUUUAGGAUCUCUCCAGUUUCUACUGCCUGUGGUGCCUGUAAUGGGCCAGAAGUCCCAAACAGCACAAGCAUCAUUUUAUUUUUAAUCAGAGUUUUUACCCUCUGGUCUCUGCUACUCACAGCAGCACCAUGUUUUGGAAGUUUGAUCUGCACACGACGUCCCACAUCGACACACUCCUGGAGAAAGAUGACGUGACACUGACAGAGGUGAUGGACGAGGAGGACGUCCUGCAGGAGUGCAAAGCUCAGAACCACAAGCUCGUGGAAUUCCUGGUCAGGCCGCUGUGCAUGGAGGACCUUGUGGGUUACAUCACACAGGAGCCUAAUGAUGACGUGGAGGAGAAGAUCAAAUACAAGUAUCCCAACAUAUCCUGUGAACUCCUGACCUCAGAUGUUGGCCAGAUCAACGACAGGCUCGGUGAAGAUGAAAGUUUGCUGAUGAAGCUCUAUAGCUUUUUGCAGAAUGAGCCGCCUCUCAACCCGCUGCUGGCUAGUUUCUUUAGCAAGGUCUUGAGCAUCCUCAUCGGUAGAAAACCAGAGCAUAUCGUGGAGUUUCUUAGAAAGAGGGAAGACUUUGUGGAUCUGAUGAUCAAACACAUAGGGACCUCGGCCAUUAUGGACCUCCUGCUCAGAAUGCUCACCUGCAUUGAGCCACAGCAGCUUAGACAAGAUGUAUUAAAUUGGCUAAAUGAGGAGAAAAUUAUACAGCGGCUGGUGGACAUGGUGCAGCCGUCUCAGGACGAGGAUAGACAUUCAAAUGCGUCGCAGUCGCUCUGUGAGAUCAUUCGGCUGAGCAGAGAUCAGAUGUUCCAAGUUCAAGGCUGCUCUGAGCCUGACCCCCUGCUGGCCACACUGGAGAAACAGGAGACUGUAGAACAAUUGCUGUUCAACAUCUUUGACAAAGAGAAGAUCGAGUCUGCUAUAGUCAGCGUUAUCCAGAUACUUCUAACCCUCUUUGAGACACGGAGACCAGCUUUUGAGGGUCAUCUGGAGAUCUGUCCCCCUGGUAUGAACCACCCAUCAUUCUCGGUCAAUCAAAGUAUUCUAGAUGCUGUCAGGCCCAGACUGAAAGAUUUUCACCAGCUUUUGCUUGAGCCUCCAAAGAAAACAGUCUUGAACACCACUUGGGGAUUGCUGGAUCCACCAGUGGGAAACACUCGCCUUAAUGUGGUGCGACUAGUGACCAGCCUUUUGCAGACCAACACUCAUAUCAUAAACCAGGAGCUCAUCGCCCUAAAUACACUGGGAGUCAUACUAGAUAUGUACUUCAAAUACUUGUGGAAUAACUUCCUACACACGCAAGUAGAAAUAUGUACGGCGAUGAUAUUAGCGAUGCCUUCAACCCAAAGUGAAUCUCCUGAGAUUAACAGAGAGAACGACCAAGAACCCAUAAGAGAAAACAUCCUUAUUAAACAUCUCUUUCAAAAGUGCCAGUUAAUACAGAGAAUUCUUGAUGCCUGGGGAUCAAAUGAGAAGGAACAGGCCGAGGGUGGGCGACGGAGGGGUUACAUGGGACACCUGACCAGAAUAGCUAAUUCUAUAGUCCACAACAGUGACAAGGGCCCAAACGGGGCGCAGAUUCAACAGCUCAUCUCAGAACUUCCAGAGGAAGACAGGGAGAGAUGGGAAUCCUUCACUUCAGGACAGCUAGCAGAUACAAACAAGAAAAACACUGUAGACUUAGUUAACACCCACCACAUACAUUCGUCCAGUGAUGAUGAGGUAGAUUUCAAAGACAGCGGGUUCCACCAGGACUCUUCCCUACAGCAAGCCUUUUCUGAUUAUCAGAUGCAACAAAUGACGUCCAAUUUUAUUGAGCAGUUUGGCUUCAAUGACGAAGAGUUUGCCGAUCAGGAUGAUGUCGGGGAUAUUCCCUUUGAUAGAAUAUCAGACAUCAACUUUUCCUUGAAUACAAAUGAAAGUGCAAACAUGGCGCUCUUUGAGGCCUGCUGUAAAGAGAAGAUCCAGCAGUUUGAGGACACCGGUUCCGACGAAGAGGAUAUUUGGGAUGAAAAAGAUGUCACGUUUGCACCGGAAGCUCAGAGACGUCCCAGGAGCUCAGGAAGUACAGACAGCGAGGAGAGCACAGAUUCUGAGGAGGAAGAUGGCAAACGAGACCCGUUUGAGUCCGCUAACGCAACAUCAGAUGACAGAAUGGAAGUGGAUGCUGGGGAUGGUCCAGUGUGGACCGCAAAUUUCGACGACACACCAAUGGACACAGGCAACUCUGCGGCUCCCAGUGCACCUACAUCUGCCUCCCGGGCCGCUGUCCCCGAACCUCCAGGCUGGAGCUCUCCAAACACAGCUGCAGAUGGCACGGCGGGCUGGGCAGACUUUUCUAGCUUCACACCUGUCAGCCCCAAGGAUCCGUUGAGGAGCAAUUCCCCUGUAGCCAUGGAGACCAGCAUAGAGACGGCAGACCCUCUGGGUGUCAAUGCGCCCAUGCAGCAAGAAAACAUAGAUCCGUGGCUUUCCAACGACACCAGUGGGAAGGUAGGGGCGACCUCAGAACCCGAGGAGGAGCCUGCCAGCGACCGCAUUACCGAAACGGUCACCAACGGCUCCAUGAAGGAGACGGUCAGUCUAACUGUGGACGCCAAAACCGAAACUGCUGUUUUUAAAAGAGUGUUGAAAUCGUAUCGCGAGGAAGAGAAGCUAUCUACCUCUGAGGAUGCAUCUGCAAAGCUCUUUGUUGCAGAAACUGGAGAAUCGGAGAAGAACAAUUGUCCAAGCAACUGUCAGAAACCAGGUCUAAAGCACUUAGAAGAGAAAGCAAAAACCACUUGCGAAGCUCUGAACGGCCCUCUAGAAGAUGAGGCCGCCAUGGACGAAGCCAAAUCAGAGCAGCGCACAGCCAACCUAGAGGCAGCGGUGAACGGUCCAGCGUGAAGAGAGACGCCCCGUCAUCCGGAGCCCGAAAGAACCACCACCACCACCUCCUCUGCUGCUGCAGUUUGUAACUCCAGCACUGCACUGACGCCACCAGAUCAGGACCAGCAAUAUUCAUAUUAGACAGUUGUACAGAGAGUUUGAACUGUAUGAAGAGAAACGUACUCUAAUGAUUUUUUUUGCAUUCGUUUAUAUACUAUUGUUCUUAUGAGGUGAUCUGUGUGACAUCUUGCCACUUAAAGUGAAUAGUAAUGUUGCUAUAGUUAAAAAUGAUUGUAUGAAUAAAAUAUUUUAUAAAAAGACAAAUGUAUACAGAAACGGAGGAUUGAUAAAAUGAAAUGUACCGAUUGGAACAUCAUGGUGUGACCAAAACAUACGCUUGUCUUUUUGAUAGGAUUUUCCUCUUGCACAAAAUCUAGUAUUUCAUUUCCAAGUAAAAGCAAUGGCUACAGAAAUCUUAAA